UCAAAUGUACAUUUUUUAGAUGAAUUUAUUUUUCGAAAAUUAUACAAAAAAAUUUACUGAGUUCUUAUUGUCGCUUUUAGUCGUUUGUCUUCGUUGUAUUGGUUGUAGUCGUCGUCGUCAUUUCAAUUGAAGCAAAAAUUUAGUCAUACUGUGAGCGACGCAUUCAGUUUUAGAUUCCUUAUAAUUAUAAUCUCUCUCUAGGCUCGUAUUGUAUUCAAAAAAUUUUGUGGGGCAACCGUUUACCCAAUAAAAACAAACGUUUUAAUUUUUGUAAACUCUAAGUAAAACAAACAAAACAAAAACACAUCAAAAUGUCAACAGUCGAUAAAGAGGAAUUGGUCCAAAAGGCAAAAUUGGCCGAACAAUCUGAAAGAUACGAUGACAUGGCUCAAGCUAUGAAAUCAGUCACAGAAACCGGUGUUGAACUGUCAAAUGAGGAAAGAAAUUUACUCUCAGUUGCCUACAAAAAUGUUGUUGGUGCCCGCAGAUCAUCGUGGAGAGUAAUUUCCUCCAUUGAGCAGAAAACCGAAGCCUCCGCCAGAAAACAACAGCUCGCCCGCGAGUACAGAGAACGUGUGGAGAAGGAACUUAGGGAAAUCUGUUAUGAAGUUUUGGGUCUUCUUGACAAAUACCUUAUUCCCAAAGCCAGCAAUCCAGAAAGUAAGGUUUUCUAUCUGAAAAUGAAGGGAGAUUAUUACAGGUAUUUAGCUGAGGUAGCCACAGGAGAUGCACGCAACACCGUUGUUGACGACUCCCAAACCGCUUACCAGGAUGCAUUUGAAAUUAGCAAGGGUAAAAUGCAACCAACACAUCCCAUCAGAUUGGGUCUUGCACUUAAUUUCUCAGUCUUCUACUACGAGAUUCUGAACUCUCCAGACAAAGCUUGCCAAUUGGCCAAACAGGCUUUCGAUGAUGCGAUAGCUGAACUCGACACCCUUAAUGAGGACUCAUACAAGGACUCAACACUCAUUAUGCAAUUGUUGAGAGACAACCUUACCCUCUGGACUUCAGACACCCAAGGUGAUGGUGAUGAACCACAAGAAGGUGGUGACAACUAACAACCAAACUAAAUUGUUUCCUUUUUAAUGACUAUGAAAUAUUAAAAACAAAUAAACAACAAGAACAUUUAAAUAUUUUUAAACAAACAAAUGAAAAAAAACAAAAAACAAGAAAAUCCAAAAAAUUCAGCAGUAAAAACAAAACAUAUUUUAAUUAAACAAAAGUAAAAAAACAAAAACAAAAAAACCUAAAUUAUAAAUAAAAAAGAAAAGCAUAAAGAACUUUUAAUAAAACCAACAACAACAACAGCUAAGAAACAAACAAAAACAAUAGUUUUGGAUCUUCUACAACAACAACAACAACAAGAACAACAGUUACAAUAAUAAAACAUGGUCUAUAAUUAUGAACAACAGCAGGAAAAAUAAAAACUUUUGGAGCUAAGCAAACAGAGAGCAGGUUGUUUUCCCUUUUAAAUAAACAAAGGCUUAGGGGCAGGGGAAGGGAAGUAUAAGAAAAAACUUUAUAUGGUUAAAGUAAAGAAAUUAGAAAAAAUAUCUAAAUAGGAAACGCAAAAAAAAGAAAAAUUUUAAAAUUCCUAAAAAUUAAAAAAAACAUUUCUAAAUUCUUUACUUUUGCUAAUACAACAACAACAACACCCCCUUCCCCACCAACAGCCUUUUUAGUUUUGUUAAAAUUAAUACUUUUUUCUAACUUUAAAUAAAAUGUAUAACAACAACAA
Lucilia cuprina (Australian sheep blowfly) is the source of this 1738-nucleotide messenger RNA. It is a transcript of the gene 14-3-3zeta, whose product is annotated as 14-3-3 protein zeta. The coding region runs from base 312 to 1058 and encodes 248 amino acids. Gene Ontology annotation, cellular component: cytoplasm. Gene Ontology annotation, biological process: signal transduction. Lineage: Eukaryota; Metazoa; Arthropoda; Insecta; Diptera; Calliphoridae. The transcript is spliced from 7 exons. The record is from RefSeq and is a predicted model, not a curated record.